GGUCCAACCCCUUUUCAAUAUUUUAAACUAAAAAGUAGAUUAGAGUAUUUUGUGUUAAAUUUGAAAUUUGGGAAGAGAUUUAUAUGAUUUUUAGGGUUGGAUGGAUCUGACUUGAGUUGGUGUGAAAUCUUGGGGCCUGACUAUUCUGAGGAGUGCUCAAGAUGAGCUUUAUAGACGUUGUGGACUUAUCUAGUGAUGAUGAAUGUGGACAUCUGAAUGUGAAAGCUUCUAAGUUGCAGCCUGGUAUUGUUGGUGGCAGAAUACAACAGAAAGAGAAUAAGGUUCAACUAGUGAAGCGUCAAAAAUCUGAAACUCAAUGUAGAAGGCAAGAAACUGAAGAAAAUAGAGGCUCUAGAAUAUUGGAUCAAGGGCAGUCUCCAGUUGAUGAUACAAGUCUUCCUUCCACAUCACCUACGUGUCAUGCACCACUUUGUAGGCAAUUCUGGAAAGCUGGGAACUAUGAUGAUGGGCAUGGUUCUAAAGUCUCAGUUCAAAAGGGCAAAAACUACCUACAUGUCCACCCGUUGUUCCUUCAUUCAAAUGCCACUUCACAUAAGUGGGUCUUAGGUGCUGUAGCAGAACUACUUGACAAUGCAGUUGAUGAGAUCCAAAAUGGAGCCACUUUUGUCCUUGUAGAUAAAACCACAAAUCCAAAGGAUGGAAGUCCAGCAUUGUUAAUCCAAGAUGAUGGUGGUGGAAUGAAUCCUGUAGCAAUGAGGCGUUGUAUGAGUUUUGGGUUUUCAGACAAGAAUUCUAAAUCAGCCAUUGGACAAUAUGGAAACGGCUUCAAGACUAGUACGAUGAGACUUGGCGGAGAUGUUAUCGUCUUCAGCCGCCACCUGAAUAACAGGACAUUGACUCAAAGCAUUGGUCUCCUUGCAUAUACAUUUUUGACACAAACAGGCCACGACAGAAUAGUAGUACCCAUGGUGGAUUAUGAAUUUAAUGCAUCAACUGGCGCAAUGGAAAUAUUACAUGGUAAAGAACAUUUUAUGUCUAACCUUUUCAUGCUGUUGCAGUGGUCUCCAUUUUCAACAGAAGCAGAGCUUUUAAAGCAAUUUGAUGACAUUGGGGCUCAUGGCACAAAGGUUAUUAUCUACAAUUUAUGGUUCAAUGAUGAUGGGGAUGUUGAACUUGACUUUGAAUCAGAUCCUGAGGAUAUUCGUGUUAGUGGGGAGUCCAAGAAAAUUGACACAAUCCCCGGUUGGAAGACAGUAAAUGAACAGCACAUUGCCAACCAAUUCCAUUAUUCUCUCCGUGCAUACCUGUCCAUCUUGUACUUGCAAGUACCUGAAAGAUUCAACAUUAUAUUGCGCGGGCGAGUUGUUGAGCAUCAUAAUAUUGCCACUGAUCUCAAAUUUCCAGAAUUCAUCUUGUACAGACCUCAAUCUGGUGGAUGUGUGGAGGGUCAAGUUAUAACUUCAAUUGGAUUUCUUAAAGAAGCUCCAUAUGUGGGUUUUCACGGAUUCAAUGUCUACCAUAAGAACCGUCUAAUACUGCCGUUUUGGCAGGUUCUGAGCUAUCAAAACAGUCGGGGUAGAGGGGUUGUUGGUGUAUUGGAAGCAAAUUUCAUUGAGCCGACUCAUAACAAGCAAGAUUUUGAGAGAACUUCCCUUUUCCAGAAGCUUGAAGCUCGAUUGAAGGAAAUGACAUGCGAAUACUGGGAUUAUCAUUGUGGACUAAUUGGCUAUCAGCCCAAAAAAAUCCCUCGAGCACCAGUGACCCCACAGGUUUCAUCCCAUAGUAUGCCACACAGUGGCAAACAACUUGUCAUGCCUAAGAAAAGUUCCCCUGCUAUUAGUGGUACAGAAGCAGCACUUGGAAGAGCGGAGCAAUCAAUAUCCAAGUCUCAAAGCCUAUAUGAACUUGGAUUACGUGUGAAGAGGAAGGAACAUGGCGAUAUAAUAGAGGCAGAAAAAGCAAAACGGCAGGCAGUGGAAAUGGCCAAUGUAACUGAUGCUGGGCAUUGUCAGGAUAUACAGGCACUGGAUACUACCGGUAAUCAGCCGAAAGAUCAAGAGGCUGUAAACUUGUUGCAAGUAAACAAGAAGCUGCGUGCAGAAUGUUUGGAGUAUGAGAAGAGGGAGGAAGAAUUUAACCUCAAGGUGACACAGCUCAAAAUUGAAAUAGAGGAGGUUCAACAUGAAUACGAUCGGAUGUUGGCUGAAUUAAAAUCCAUGAGCACAGUGAAGGGUGAAAAGAAUGUAUUAAUAUAGAUUUUGUAUGCUCUGUGUAGCCUAAAGUUUUCUUCCUUAUAGAGGGGUGAAUAGGUGUUCCAACACAAACUUUACCACUGAAAAUUUAGAGGCGCAAACCAAACAAAAUCAAUCAACAAAAAUUCAAAUAUACGUGUAGUAGAUGAAGUGAAAAACGUUUGAAAAAACUCUUUAAAAAAAGCACUACAGGGGGGAUGCACUCGAUUUGUGCUCCAAUGAGACUCCAAUACUACUUCCCAAACGAACUUUUUUCAAUCUCUACAACUUUGGUUUGAUGAACUCAUUAGCUAGCCAAACUCCAAUGCUCAGAAGAGGAUUUAAGCUUAAGAAAGGAAUAGGUUCUCUCUCUCUCGCGAGCGAGGGUUGAGUGAAGUUUAUGUUUAGGUUCGCCCGAGGGAUUUCUGCGCGAGGAUCGAGCAAAGUUUGAUCAAGUUGUGCAAGGAACUUGCAUGCUUGAGCAAUGUAUGGCAGAGCAACAACUCUCUCGAAGGCCAAGGAGCAUAAGUCACUCAAUGAUUGCUUGUGUGGAAGACUCGCUCAAUUCUUUAUGAAAAAUUGAAGAGAGUAGAAGCCACUCGGGUUUCAAAAGGAUAAGAGUAAUCCCACAUAUCAACACUAUGUACAGGAGUAUUAACAGGUGGUGUAAUUAGUUAAGCUAAUUAGUUAGAUGACAGCUGUGUAAUUACAGUUAAUUACAGUUGGCAGAGUUUGUUAUAUGUAGUCAUUCUCACGUGUGCUAAUUGUUAGUAUUAAUGUAAUUUUGGACAGAAAUAUUGAAUAUAGAA
Alnus glutinosa is the source of this 3001-nucleotide messenger RNA. Its product is annotated as protein MICRORCHIDIA 6-like. Bases 162 to 2216 code for a protein of 684 amino acids. The record is from RefSeq and is a predicted model, not a curated record. Gene Ontology annotation, molecular function: ATP hydrolysis activity. Lineage: Eukaryota; Viridiplantae; Streptophyta; Magnoliopsida; Fagales; Betulaceae. The transcript is spliced from 20 exons. Gene Ontology annotation, cellular component: nucleus.